Molecule: messenger RNA, 3274 nt
Organism: Aplysia californica (California sea hare)
Lineage: Eukaryota; Metazoa; Mollusca; Gastropoda; Aplysiida; Aplysiidae
Product: H2.0-like homeobox protein
Biological process (GO): regulation of DNA-templated transcription
Molecular function (GO): DNA-binding transcription factor activity, RNA polymerase II-specific; sequence-specific DNA binding
Source: RefSeq, a predicted model, not a curated record
CACCACGAACUCUCGUUUCUGGCUUUCGUUUCCCGCGCAGUUCCCCCUUAACGGUCUUUGCGUAUAAACCAUGUGUGGAUUGAUUGACGGUUGACGCACUAGUCUGCGUGAACCUAUCACGGAACCAAACAGCCAUUCUUUUAUGAUUAUUCCCUCAUUUCAAUUACCAACAGCUUAUAAGAUGAAAGGAAAGGAAGGAAAAAACGAAGAGGUGUCUCGCUCUGACGGCUAGAACGUCUGUUCCCCUCACGUGAUCCCUACUCGAAGACCCAUCGCGAGCGAUGAUUGGCUCACGUGCGGGCGCCACACAGCGAGACUUCCCGUUUAGCCACACCCACUGCUGUUUCGGCUGCUCGCGCCUCCUACUUCCUGUUCCCGUUAGCCGAGCCCGAGAGGAGAGUCUCAGCAGUAAGAAAAUUGAUCCGCGCCAGAGUCUGGCGAUAGCUGCCACAUCUGAGACGUUUGAUAAAACGGGUGAGUGUUUACCCCCGCUGGCCAGUGGGGAGCAGUGCCCAAAAGUUUUCUGUGUGAGAAAUGCCACGAGUUUCUGUAUGUCUACCUGGACUAAGCAGUUUCUCGUCGGGAGCUUAACGGUCAAGGAUUACAAGAAAAAAAACCCCAAAUCCACGCGAGGGACCAGCCUGAGCUCUACUGAACAACAAGAUUUUCAGACUAAUCUGACAGUAAACCCAAGGAGUCACCAGGCUGUCUGAUAACUACGAGUAUAAUGUGACUGAUUUAUUCACGAUUACCUCUGGAGACCGAAAGAGGACAGAGACAGAAAAAAGUGUCGUUAUCGAACACGCCUGGAGACCCUUAAGAAGACACAGAUUUUUAAAAAACGCCAUCUAGACGAACACUUAAGAAGACAGACAGAAAAACGUGGUAGUGGACACAGUUUACUACGUUGGAAGUGUUGUUAGAACACCCAACUACCAAUUACAGAAUUGUCUUGAAAGGUUGUUGUAUUCUCAGUUCAAAGGAUACCUGAAACUAAGAGGGUUCAUUAGAAAGCUUACAUCGGUCACGAUCAAAUACAAAAAUCAAAGCUGAUGGUGAAGUUUAUAACUUUCUUCACACGAGAAGAGAGCAGGAAAAAAACUUCUCACAUCACGUGUUGUGAGGUAGAAGAGGUCGUCCGUGUUCACAAAAGCGCCAAUAAAACAUCGGAGUUUUAGUGUGAUUUUAAAAAAAUAAGUGAAACAAAUUUUUUUUUCUUAUGCGCCUUAUGGAAGCAACACCUGACAAACUAUUUCAAGACAGAAUUAAAAACAAUUCGCAUUUGUCGCGGGCACUGCUGAGCAUAUGGUCAGGUAAUUUAAAGUGAAGCAAGUGGGAAAAAGGAGAAAGUAAGUCUAAGGGGACAGAGAACAACUUUCAGCUGAGCAGCGUCCCAGAGGCGUGUCGUUCCCUGCCCUUGUGCCCUUGCAACUCGCCCAGCUGCACCGCCUACGCACGUCCCUCCUCCCCCUAUCACAGAGGCCCCUCCCCCUACUCUCGAGGCUCCUCCCCUUUCCAGCGGACGCCAAUACCAUCUCUGUCAGCAGUGCACGCCCUACAGCCACCGACAUACCCUCUCAGUAGUUCAGUGGACGCUUUACCUGGUCAGGUGAAAGUUUGGUUCCAGAACCGCCGUAUGAAAUGGCGUCACGCCCAGCAACAGGGCGAGAAGGACAAACAGUUACAACAGACUGGACAAACACCCAGACCCCCGGAGGACAAAGGAAGAGAGGAAAACCGAGAAGUAGCAGGCGCAGCAGCUGUCAAUCUCGACGCAGCUCACAGCACGCUGGGAGUCGACGUGGACGACGAUGAAGAAGUCGCGGAGACAUCUCUUGGCGUUUCCUCCUCCUCCGCUUCCUCCUCCUCCUCCGAGUCACGUGAUAAGCUGGCAAUGGCGUCAGCACAGCUGUCGGAGCGACUUGCGUUAAAUUCAGGGGGUGUAAGGGACACUCUUGACACCGCUGCAGAUAUGUGUAUUUCUUCUCACCCUCCCCUUCCUCCUCCUCCUCCUCGAGUACCCGCCGUUUUUCAACAACAGGCUGGUGGUCCGGAUAUAGUGCACAGCAAUGAACCCAGCUCUGUGCACCAUCUAGUUCACCAUAAAAACACGACUCUUGCAAGAGAUAUGCAGGAUGUCCGGAUCGGUAGCCACGGAGCUGGAUCUCCACUGUAUCAUAACCGAGAUCUGCGCGUCAUCUCCGAACCUGGGAACAUAAAGGGUGUGGCCUCCGUGGUGUCAGGGGCGGGUCCUGAGGAGAUCCUCAUGGACAGUGAUGCGGACGACGAGCCGGGGAGUAUCAUUGGUGCUUGUCACGACAGGGAUGAGGCAGACACGCCCAUUCCACAAGACUCCGCCCUCCUGAGUGAUGACGACUCCACACCGUGUGAUGACGUCAGCAUGGGUGACAUAGACGUUGACAAUUAAGCUAUUGGAGUACGCAUUACCACAAAAUGUCGUGGUAAAUUCUGGACGGACCUGGGGAGACUCCGUCACUUGGAUCGCUAGGACCAAUGGUUUAUGCAAGAUGGGGCCAUUCCACACGUUUCUGUCAGAUCAAUGACAUGGCUAGCUGACCACUUUGGAGAUCGUGUGAUCAGUCGAAGAAGUGAACAUAUUUGGGCUCCGCAUUCUCCUGACCUGAACCCUUUAGACUUUUUCUUGUGGGGCUAUAUAAAGGACAGGAUAUUUCCAAACCAGUUUGAAAACAUUGAAAUUAUGAAACAAGCAAUCCGUGAUGAAAUGAGAAACAUUCUGGAGGAACUGUGUUCGGCCGUCAUCGAGCAUUUCAAACGACGCGUUAAAAGAUGUUUGGAGUCCAAAGGAGGACAUGUGGAGCAUUUGUUUUAGAAAUUCCAGAACAAAAAUGUUAGUUCUCUAACUCCUAAGAGAAGUUAAAAAUUGUUUAAUGUCACAAGGUUUGAACAAUUAAAUGAUAUAGAGAAAAAGAAGACAAAAUUCAAAUCAAUCGUCUCAUGUGUUUUCCUCCCGAUAGUGUUGUGGUUUUUUUUAUUGGCGCAUAUUGCGUUUAUGGGUGUUUUUUCUUUAAAAUGCUUUUUCCGUUCUGAAAAUAAGUUUCUUCUGUAUGAAUUUUAUGUCAAACAAAUUUCUUUUGAAUUAAGUUUAUCUCUUCCAAAUUUCAUCUUUCUAGAACAACAUUUGAGCGAGAUAUUUAGAAAAAAAGUUGUUAAGGUUUUUUUUGGAUCACCCUAUAUGAAAUGUCUUUUAUUUGGGAUAGGAAUCUAUUAAUAAAAGAAGUUUUUCGUGCAUGUG